Molecule: messenger RNA, 2037 nt
Organism: Trichoderma aggressivum f. europaeum
Lineage: Eukaryota; Fungi; Ascomycota; Sordariomycetes; Hypocreales; Hypocreaceae
Exons: 3
Coding region: 1-2037 (678 amino acids)
Biological process (GO): protein folding
Cellular component (GO): cytoplasm; mitochondrion
Molecular function (GO): ATP-dependent protein folding chaperone; ATP binding
Source: RefSeq, a predicted model, not a curated record
AUGUUGGCUGCGCGAUUCUCCAGAGCUCUUCCCCGAGCUACUCCCAUUGCCGCUCGCUCGGCUGCCUUUGCCAGAACACCUCUCGUCUCCAAGUUUGCUCGCUAUGAGUCAACAGCUGCUGAGGGCGAUGGCAAGGUCCAGGGUUCCGUCAUUGGUAUCGACCUGGGAACCACCAACUCCGCCGUCGCCAUCAUGGAGGGCAAGACACCCCGCAUCAUUGAAAACUCAGAAGGUGCCCGUACCACCCCUUCAGUAGUUGCCUUUGCCGAGGAUGGCGAGCGACUGGUUGGUGUUGCUGCCAAGCGACAGGCCGUGGUCAACCCAGAGAACACCCUCUUCGCCACCAAACGAUUGAUCGGUCGCAAGUUCAGCGACGCUGAGGUCCAGCGUGACAUCAAGGAGGUGCCCUACAAGAUCGUCCAGCACUCCAACGGCGAUGCCUGGGUCUCUGCUCGUGACCAGAAGUACUCUCCCUCCCAGAUUGGUGGCUUCGUUCUCAACAAGAUGAAGGAGACUGCCGAGGCCUACCUGUCCAAGCCCGUCAAGAACGCCGUCGUUACCGUCCCCGCUUACUUCAACGAUGCUCAGCGUCAGAGCACCAAGGACGCCGGUCAGAUUGCCGGUCUCAACGUCCUCCGUGUCGUCAACGAGCCUACCGCUGCCGCCCUGGCCUAUGGCCUGGAGAAGGAGGCCGACCGCGUUGUCGCCGUCUACGAUCUUGGUGGUGGUACUUUCGAUAUCUCCAUACUGGAGAUCCAGAACGGUGUCUUCGAGGUCAAGUCCACCAACGGUGACACCCACCUUGGUGGUGAGGAUUUCGAUAUCCACCUGGUCCGCCACAUGGUUGGCGAAUUCAAGAAGACUUCUGGUCUCGACCUUGCUGGCGAUCGCAUGGCUAUCCAGCGUAUCCGUGAGGCUGCUGAGAAGGCCAAGAUUGAGCUUUCUUCCUCUCUCCAGACCGACAUCAACCUGCCCUUCAUCACUGCCGAUGCUUCCGGCCCCAAGCACAUCAACCUGAAGCUCACCCGCUCUCAGCUUGAGAAGAUGGUUGAGCCUCUCAUCAACCGAACCAUCGAGCCCGUCCGCAAGGCCCUCAAGGAUGCUGGCCUCCAGGCCAAGGACAUCCAGGAGGUCAUCCUGGUCGGUGGUAUGACCCGUAUGCCCAAGGUUGCCGAGUCGGUCAAGUCCAUCUUCGGACGCGACCCCGCCAAGUCCGUCAACCCCGACGAGGCUGUCGCCAUGGGUGCUGCCAUCCAGGGUGCUGUUCUCUCUGGUGAGGUCAAGGAUCUCCUUCUCCUCGACGUCACCCCCCUGUCUCUCGGUAUCGAGACCCUGGGCGGUGUCUUCACCCGUCUGAUCAACCGAAACACCACCAUCCCCACCAAGAAGUCCCAGGUCUUCUCCACUGCCGCCGACUCCCAGACCGCUGUCGAGAUCAAGGUCUUCCAGGGUGAGCGUGAGCUCGUCCGUGAUAACAAGCUGCUCGGAAACUUCCAGCUUGUCGGCAUCCCUCCUGCUCGCCGUGGUGUUCCUCAGAUCGAGGUCACCUUCGACAUUGACGCUGAUUCCAUCGUCCACGUCCACGCCAAGGACAAGUCCACCAACAUGGACCAGUCCAUCACCAUUGCUUCCGGAUCUGGUCUCUCCGACAACGAGAUCCAGCAGAUGGUUGAGGAUUCCGAGAAGUACGCCGAGUCUGACAAGGAGCGCAAGUCUGCCAUCGAGUCCAGCAACCGCGCUGACAGCGUCCUGAACGACACCGAGCGUGCCCUCGACGAGUACGCCGACAAGCUCGACAAGGCUGAGGCUGACGGUCUCCGCGAGAAGAUUGCCUCUCUCCGCGAGUACGUCUCCAAGAUCCAGUCCGGUGACAGCACUGCCACCGCCGCCGAGAUCAAGGAGAAGACCGAUGAGCUCCAGGUUGCUUCCCUGAACCUCUUCGACAAGAUGCACAAGGCCCGCAGCGAGAGCUCCGAGCAGCCCUCCUCCGGCGAGCAGUCUACCGAGGGCGAGAAGAAGGAUGAGAACAAGCCUUAA